CCGGCCCGGGUGCUCCGGCAGCAGGGGGCGCUGUCCCUGCUCUGGGCACCUCAGCUUCUGGGCGCCCUCAGCUGUCUGCGGUCCUGCUGGAUCCUGUGAGCCCAAGCUUGCUUCCUGAGAGCUGCAGUUUACAAGUAUGAAAUGGCUUGAUAUGCAAAUUUAAACAAGCACACACCUGUGUAGCUACCACUCAGAUCAAGAUCUGCUGCCGUCACCUCAUGCCGACGCGGGUAGAGGAGGCAGCGCGGGGAAGAGGCAGCGGCGCCGAGGAGGCUAUUGAGGCCAGCCGGGGUGGACGGCGACGCGGCCCACGACAGAAGUUUGAAAUUGGCACAAUGGAAGAAGCUGGAAUUUGUGGGCUAGGGGUGAAAGCAGAUAUGUUGUGUAACUCUCAGUCAAAUGAUAUUCUUCAACAUCAAGACUCAAAUUGUGGUGGCACAAGUAACAAACAUUCAUUGGAAGAGGAUGAAGGCAGUGACUUUAUAACAAAGAACAGGAAUUUGGUGGGCCCAGCCUACUGCACACAAGAGUCAAGAGAGGAAAUUCCUGGGCGAGAAGCUCGAACAGAUCCCCCUGAUGGUCAGCAAGAUUCAGAGUGCAACAGGAACAAAGAAAAAACCUUAGGAAAAGAAGUUUUAUUACUGAUGCAAGCCCUAAACACCCUUUCAGCCCCAGAAGAGAAGUUGGCAGCUCUCUGUAAGAAAUAUGCUGAUCUGGAAGAGAGCAGGAAUGUUCAGAAGCAAAUGAAGAUUCUGCAGAAGAAGCAAGCCCAGAUUGUGAAAGAAAAAGUUCGCUUGCAAAGUGAACACAGCAAGGCUAUCUUGGCAAGAAGCAAACUAGAAUCUCUUUGCAGGGAACUUCAGUGUCACAAUAAAACGUUAAAGGAGGAAAAUGUGCAGCAGGCACGAGAGGAAGAGGAACGGUGUAAAGAAGCAGCUGCGCAUUUCCAGAUGACUUUAAAUGAAAUCCAAGCCCAGCUGGAACAACAUGACAUACACAACGUCAAACUCCGACAGGAGAAUAUUGAACUGGGAGAGAAGCUGAAGAAGCUCAUUGAAUGGUAUGCACUGAGGGAAGAGCAUAUUGAUAAAGUGUUCAAACACAAGGAAUUGCAACAGCAGCUAGCGGGUGCCAGACUGCAGCAGACGACACAGCUGAUAAAAGAAGCUGAUGAAAAGCAUCAGAGAGAAGAGUUUUUAUUAAAAGAAGCAACAGAGUCAAGGCACAAAUAUGAACAAAUGAAACAGCAAGAAGUACAACUGAAACAGCAGCUUUCUCUUUAUAUGGAUAAGUUUGAAGAAUUCCAAGACACUAUGGCAAAAAGCAAUGAACUGUUUACAACCUUCAGACAAGAAAUGGAAAAGAUGACAAAGAAAAUUAAAAAACUGGAAAAAGAAACAAUAAUAUGGCGUACCAAGUGGGAAAAUAAUAACAAAGCACUUCUGCAGAUGGCUGGAGAGAAAACUGUCCGUGAUAAAGAAUACAAGGCCUUUCAAAUAAAACUGGAACGAUUAGAGAAGUUGUGCAGGGCUCUUCAGACGGGAAGAAAUGAGCUCAACGAGAAGGUGGAAGUCCUCAAAGAGCAGGUCUCUGUCAAAGUUCCAGACAGGGAGUUGCCCAUGCCUGUGAUGCAGCCCUCCAGCAGCCCCGGCCCGGAUUCUCCCAGGGAGCUGUAUACUUCCUGCAGCAGAGCCCUGGGGGCACCGCUGGAGGCUGUGCCCGAGGCAGUGAGUGAGCCAGUGCUGCCCAGAAGCCCCCUUCCUCUGUCUCGGCCCCAGGGGUUGAGUCAGUUGACUAGGAGGAAGUGUGAACACUGUAUUGAGAGGUCUAUUUUGUGUAUAACUUUCUCUGUGAGUAGUAACUAUUGGUUUUGUGGUGAAAAUUUUCUUACUUUUUCUACCAUAUCUGUAUUUUCUUAGAACUACUGGACUUAAGUGGUACAGGAGGCUGCUUAGCAAUUCUGAAUAGAUUUAAUCUCUGCUGUGUUGCACAUCCACCUCAUGUCCCCCUUCACUGGAAUGCAUGUGCUCAUUGCCUUGUCCUUUCUCUUCCUGCUCAGCAUACACGAUUAUCCCAGUGAGUUUCACUCAAGACAGGGCCAACUAUUUCACAUUUUAUGUGAAAAUAUUAGUCGCAGCCCCCAUCAAUAUUAUUCAAAAAAAAAGGAAACUAUCAGGAUUAGUUUUGCCUAAUAGCCAUCUGAAUGCCAAGUAAAAAUAAAACUUGUACUGGUUCAAAACCAAGCAUAGCAUAUUUGAUUAAGUUUAGCUUUUUGGUAAUAUUUACAUCACUUGAAGAAUUGAGAUGGCUGUAAGCCUUGAAUCCCUGUAAGUUUUGGCAGGAUAUGUAUACAGAGAUGUCACUUGUGAACAAAGUAGCAUGUACAGGCAAAGCACUGGACAAACAGGCUGGCUGUGUAUGUGACUAAAAAUAGUCCUACUGCUUUGGUUUUGAAGUUAGAAUCCAUGUGUGGAAUUUGCACCACCUGAUUCUGUUUGUGGAUGGUAGUU
Molecule: messenger RNA, 2510 nt
Organism: Oryctolagus cuniculus (rabbit)
Lineage: Eukaryota; Metazoa; Chordata; Mammalia; Lagomorpha; Leporidae
Source: RefSeq, a predicted model, not a curated record